This is a messenger RNA of Tauraco erythrolophus (red-crested turaco), 1989 nucleotides long. The record is from RefSeq and is a predicted model, not a curated record. Lineage: Eukaryota; Metazoa; Chordata; Aves; Musophagiformes; Musophagidae.
AUGGAGCACCACGGCAGGGAGCAGAUGGACCCAAAAGAGGAAAGUCCUCAAGUGUGGGCUGACUCUGCUGAGCAGGAACAGAAUACUGCGCAGGUGCACUUUGUCCCCGAGGGGGGCACAGUGGCACAGAUCGUGUACAGCGACGAGCAGGACCGUCCCUCGCAGCAGGUGGUCUACACGGCGGAUGGCACCUCCUACACCUCUGUGGACACCUCGGAGCACACACUCGUUUACAUCCAUCCUGUGGAAGCUACACAGACUCUGUUUACAGAUCCGUCCCAAGUGGCUUACGUCCAACAGGAUGCCACCACCCAGCAGGUAACUGUGCUCUUGCCUGCUGCUGCUCAGAGCAUGAAUCCCACCAACCUGUCCGUGCUCGGCAGCGUUGCCGAAUCCCCCCAGCACAUGGCUCUGGAGCAGGGUCCACAAGCAGAUAGAGCAUCGUUACCGGUGCAUAACCAGGUGUUACCUCCUAUGGAGGCAGUGGAUGGUUCUGACCCUUUGGCACCUCUGCAGAAUCAAAUGGGAAGGAUGGAAACGAAAGAGGAAGAUGAUGAGGAUGAAGAUGAGGAGGAAGAUGGGGAAGACACUGACAUGGAGGAAUGGGAUCCAGAUCCACCUCGACCCUUUGAUCCCGAUGAUUUGUGGUGUGAAGAGUGUAACAAUGCACAUCCUUCUGUGUGUCCAAAACACGGACCUUUGCAUCCGAUCCCGAACCGGCCUGUGCUGACCAGGGCGAGAGCCAGCCUCCCCUUGGUGCUCUACAUAGACAGGUUUUUGGGAGGUGUGUUCUCCAAAAGGCGUAUCCCAAAACGCACGCAGUUUGGACCGGUGGAAGGACCCCUGGUUAGACAAACCGAACUCAAAGACUGCUAUAUCCACUUGAAGGUGUCUCUUGAUAAAGGUGACAGAAAAGACAGAGACUUGCAAGAAGACCUGUGGUUUGAACUUUCUAGUGAGGCUCUCUGUAACUGGAUGAUGUUUGUGCGUCCAGCUCAGAACCAUUUGGAGCAGAACCUGGUAGCGUACCAGUACGGCCACCAUAUUUAUUACACAACCAUUAAAAACGUGGAGCCCAAGCAGGAACUCAAGGUGUGGUACGCUGCCUCCUACGCCGAGUUUGUGAACCAGAAGAUCCAUGACAUAUCUGAGGAGGAAAGGAAGGUUCUCAGAGAGCAAGAGAAGAACUGGCCCUGUUACGAGUGCAAUCGUCGUUUCAUGAGCUCGGAGCAGCUCCAGCAGCACCUCAACUCCCAUGAUGAGAAGCUGGACUUCUUCAGCAGAGCCAGAGGCCGAGGUCGUGGGCGAGGAAAGAGGAGGUUUGGACCAGGCAGACGCCCGGGGCGCCCUCCCAAAUUCAUGCGUAUGGAAGUAACCAGUGAAAACGGGGAAAAGUGUGAAGAAGGGACGCAGGACUUGCUGCAUUUUUCCAGCAAGGGGCAGUUUGAUGAGGCCGGACAAGCCACACUGAAUGGGUUGGAGCAGCAGGAACAGACUCCAGUGCCAUCAGAGACACAGUCGGCACUGGAGCAGCAGUCGGAAAACCACCCGCUACAAAUCCAGCCGCAGCACGAUGAGAGCACGGUGCCUGCGCAGAGCACCAUGACUGCAGAUGACAUGAGGCGAGCGAAGCGCAUCCGGAAUGCAGCUCUUCAGCACCUGUUCAUACGGAAAUCCUUCCGCCCCUUCAAGUGCCUCCAGUGUGGGAAGGCCUUUCGGGAAAAGGACAAACUGGAUCAGCACUUGCGGUUUCAUGGGCGGGAAGGGAACUGCCCUUUAACCUGUGACAUCUGCAACAAGGGCUUCAUCAACAGCGGAGCUCUCGAGAGCCACAUGAAGUUCCACAUGGACCAGAAAACAUACUCCUGCAUUUUCUGUCCCGAGUCCUUCGACCGCUUGGAUCUGCUUAAAGAUCACGUGGCCAUCCAUGUCAAUGAUGGCUAUUUCACCUGCCCUACCUGCAAAAAACGCUUUCCAGAUUUUAUCCAG